This is a messenger RNA of Nymphaea colorata (pocket water lily), 781 nucleotides long. RefSeq lists its product as uncharacterized. Bases 3 to 530 code for a protein of 175 amino acids. Lineage: Eukaryota; Viridiplantae; Streptophyta; Magnoliopsida; Nymphaeales; Nymphaeaceae. The record is from RefSeq and is a predicted model, not a curated record. The transcript is spliced from 2 exons.
CCAUGAUCCCCUCUGCUGGGGCCCUUUCUCUGCCUUUAAAACCUGCACAAGACUUCAUCGCUCUCUGCUUCGUCAUCUUCUUCUUCUUCUUCUUUGUAUUGGCGUUUGCCGGACCGUUAAGGAGAGAAUCCCCUUCCAGUCGCAGAACCAACUUCACCGGCGAAGGCCUUCUGCCUACCCAACAAGGAAAAAGUCGAAAUCUCCAUGCCGAAUCGGGACGCAACCAUGGGGUGGAAGGAAUUAGCAGAAUCGCUUCUUCUCGUGGACUUCGUCCUUGGUGUUGCUGUGUUAGACAUGCUCUGUGGGACGGGCGACCAAGAUCCUUCCUCCGUCUUGGUGGCGUUGCUUUCCUACCUUCUGCUGAUGGUGCCGAUCCAGCUCGCCUUCUUCCUCUGCCUGGCGCUUCUGUUGUUCGGCCACCGCUUACCUCAAGCCACCGCAAACGCCGUCGCGUUCACCUCAUCCUUGGCUGUAGCCUACACAGCGCUCAUGUUCCUUUUCUUCCUGGCAGGCAAAGCAGCGGGGAUUGACCUUCUUCCCUGACCUCCUCGGACCCUUUGAACAGACCCUUCCCCUCUUUUUUGUGCCGCUCUAAUCCGAAUUAAUACUCAGUCCUCUCUCUCUCUCGUUCAGAUCUCUCUCUGUCUCGUAGUACGCUGGUGUUUUACAUGUCUGCUUGAGCAAAAAUUUGUUUUGCAAUUAAAGUGGUUAUAGAGACACGGUUGCAGUUGAGACUUUAUAGUGCGAGAAUUAUUAUAAGAGAAACUUAUUACAAAUUUCA